Messenger RNA from Aspergillus fumigatus Af293, 2496 nucleotides. Its product is annotated as putative intracellular protein transport protein (Sat1). Gene Ontology annotation, cellular component: Golgi membrane; Ric1-Rgp1 guanyl-nucleotide exchange factor complex. Bases 1 to 2496 code for a protein of 831 amino acids. The transcript is spliced from 3 exons. Gene Ontology annotation, biological process: retrograde transport, endosome to Golgi. The record is from RefSeq and is a predicted model, not a curated record. NCBI's taxonomy places the organism in Eukaryota, Fungi, Ascomycota, Eurotiomycetes, Eurotiales, Aspergillaceae.
AUGCAAUCGGACAUACAGGUCUUUGUGAAGUGGAAAGACCAGACUAUAUUCGCAGGUGAAGAUGUGGAAUGUAUAAUCACCUUCAAGAACGUGGCAGAGACAGAUGUGGAGACAAACAAUGGAGGGCAGGUUUCCCAUCAGCGAAAGCAGUCUCGCGCUGGCAAUGCGCAGGCCUCUAACCCCGACUCCUACUUCUCAUUGAAAGCUCCUCAAACUUCAUUGUUUAGUCCUCACCGCCGCUCCUUUCCUGUUGCGCCCAGGAAGGGUUCUACACAUCGAAUAUCCUCGUCGUUGACCUCCCCGUUGAUCGGCUCGCACAGCUUUCCUCCUCCCACUCCGCGAAAUAACCAAAACUCCGGGCACCAGCACAAGCGCUCCGUGUCUAUACUGUCAAUUGAAAGUGAAGGAACUGGGGAUAAAACCUCGAGGUCGUCGUUCCAGUUCAAUCGUUCCCGGCCGGGGAAGGGUCAUGGUCGUUCUGCCAGCUUGCAAGUCGUACCCAGAAGGUAUGAGGGGUAUGAAGAUAGCUUCGCAAAAGCUGGGCGAAACACCGUCCGUGGCAUUUCCGAGGCUGGCACCAACCAAUUCCCGGGUAAUCUGAGGCCAGACCUGGAAGGACCCAGAGUCAGUCGCUCCGGAUCCAACGGGCAGAGACCCAUUCAGCAUUCAGGAUCACCGCGUACACCUGGACGCAGGCCUCAACUGCCGCCUAUGGAUUUCAAAUUCCCGCCUGCUCCCACAUCCGAUCCUAGCAAUCGCCCUGCCCUUUCUCCUGCGGCAACAUCCAUUGAUGAGAAUCCCGGCUCCGUGUCGACGGGACUAUCAAGUGGGAAAGAAAGCCCAGCAAUACCUCCACUUGGUCACCUACCCCAGCUUACACGAAUAAUCUCGACAUCCAGCCCGAGUGGAAGUCACAGGAGUAGCGGCGAGUUCUACUCUGCUAGCGACAACUCCUCAGAGACACUUCAAUCCGAAUACACGAAUUACUCUGCAAAUACCCGACGCCCGAGUGGUCCUCGUCACGCGCGUCAUUUCUCGAGUGUGGAUACGGGACCGAAACGACCCAACGGCCAAACUCUCCUCAUGGGCUAUGCCCAAGUCAGCGCAUCCUUUACCGUCGAUGGCUCGUUAAUCAACCAGGCAGCGUUUGAAGAAGUUAAACGUAAAGGGGUCGUUGGCAGUCAAGGUAAUGCGGCUGGUACGCUCGGUGGUGGAUCCGCCUCCAUCAGCGACAAAAGUCGUAAAAGUGGUGGAUUCUGGGGCGCUUUCAAGUGGAAUGCGAUAGAGGAGUCCAUAAGCGGUCUUCUAUCCAACAACGAACUCGAUGGUCUCCGUGAUAUGCGUGGCGUUACAUCGUCACGAUCGAUACCUUUAUUAUCCACUCCGCAGUCUCUUCUCUUUGUGGAUCUGCGACUGGCACCAGGAGAAGAACAGUCAUAUUCCUUCUCCUUCACUCUUCCCAAGGGGCUUCCUGCGAGUCAUAAGGGCAAAGCUAUCAAGAUAUCUUAUAAUCUAGUCAUAGGUACUCAAAGGCCGAGUGGGUCUAACGAACCUCAGCGCGUGAAUCGCAUCACUAUCCCCUUCCGUGUCUUCAGUGGAGUCAACAGUCAAGGAGAGAUCCUUGGGCAUAACCUGAUGAGCCCUUAUGUCAUUCUUCGAGACGAAGCCAGAGUCCAGAAAGUAGGCUCUACCUCCCCACCGCCAGUGUCAAAGAAUAAGAGCAUUAGCGGGCAUGUAUGGACGUCAGCGCCAGAAUUUCUUUCCUACGUAGAUGAACUCCUCGAGCAACAAUCUCGCAAAAAUUUACUGCAGCCACCAGACCUUGUCAGCGCAAGACGCUCCUCAAGUUAUGAAGCGUUGGCCGGUCCGCUUUCCUGCAAAGACGCAAUAGACUUGGCCAUCCUGCGAAGCAAUCAAGCCAUCAGUAAGGCGCGCAGUCCUAACCGGUUUGAAAUUGCCCGCAAUGGGCGUCGGAUCGCUGUGGUGGUGCUGAAUCGGCCAGCACAUCGACUGGGCGAAACCAUCACUGCCACAGUGAAUUUCACGGAUGUGGCACUCCCAUGCUACGCCCUGCGGGCCACACUGGAGUCGUUUGAGAAGGUCGCAUCCUCACUGGCAGUUCGGUCAAAUGCUAGCAUCCACCGAGCCACGCGACGUGUGCAUGCAUCCUUCUUCGAAAAUACGCUUUACUCCACUCGAGUUGUUUUCAGCCCUGCGGUGCCCGUCUCCGCAACGCCGACUAUCAUCACCACCGGAGUCAACCAUGAAUGGGAGUUACGAUUCGAGUUUGUUACUACCAGUUUGCACCAUGAGCUGGGGACGGGCCUUUCCGGUGCUAGGCUGCUUGAAGUGGUUUCCGAGGACGACCGUGGGCAGGUUAUGUCAGGCCUGGAGAACCUCGGUUGUGAGUCCUUUGAGAUCGCAAUCCCCGUCACGGUAUACGGGGAAACUGUUCGGGAGAGGCUCCCGGAAGAGAACGAGGGUUAUUCUAUCUAG